AUGGAGGUACCUAUAUCUAUCUAUCUAUCUAUCUAUCUAUCUAUCUAUGUCUGUCGGUCUCUAUCUAUCUAUCUAUCUGAUAAUGCGGAGAAAACCGUAAAUUCGGUUGAAGCUUUUGACAGUUGCCUUUUUCAAAUCAUGGGUUGCAUUCUUGGAGGAUUGGGGACCAGCUUGGCCUGCUGUUGUGGCAGUGCUGCCUGUUCCCUAUGCUGCUCAGCCUGUCCUUCAUGCAAAUCUUCUACAGCCAGCCGUAUUGGCUAUGCUCUGAUGCUGGUCUUCAGUACUAUUGUAGCCAGCAUUAUGCUUAUACCAGACCUACGCACCAAACUGGACCAGAUACCAGGGUUGUGUAAAAAUUUCUUUGGUGAAGAAGUUAUACACAAUGUACACAAUCGCACUGCAUUCUGUGACGAUGUCGUUGGCUACUUGGCUGUCUACCGAGUUUGUUUUGCCACAACUGCGUUCUUUUUAAUCUUCUCUCUCAUAAUGAUUAAUGUGAAAUCCUCGAGGGAUCCGAGAUCUGGAAUCCAAAAUGGUUUCUGGUUCUUCAAAUUUCUCUUUUUGAUUGCCCUGGGUGUUGGUGCUUUCUUCAUUCCUCGUGGUACCUUUGGACAAGCUUGGAUGGGUAUCGGCAUGGCUGGCGGCUUGCUCUUUAUUCUUAUCCAAUUGAUUCUUCUGGUUGACUUUGCCCAUGGUUGGAGCGAGAGUUGGGUCGAGAGGUAUGAGGAAACUGAAUCCAAAUGUUAUUACUUUGGUUUACUGUUUUUCUCUGGCUUUUUUUACCUUAUUUCACUCACGGCUAUUGUACUCUUCUACAUUUUUUAUGCUGGGGACCCAGGAUGUACAUUGCAUAAAUUCUUCAUCAGUUUCAACCUCAUCCUCUGUGUCAUUGUUUCCAUUAUUUCUGUGCUUCCCAGGGUUCAGGAAGCCCAACCAAGAUCUGGACUUUUGCAAGCUUCAGUCAUCACCAUCUAUACGAUGUACCUGACUUGGUCUGCUAUGACCAACAAUCCAGACUGCCGUUGUAAUCCAAGGAAGGAUUGUGCUAAUGCCAAUGGUGACUUUGCCAAACUUGGACCAUUUGAUUGGCAAAGCAUUGUUGCUUUGGUUAUUUGGUUCUGUGCUGUUCUUUAUUCUAGCAUCCGGACAUCCAGCAACAGCCAGGUAGGCAAGAUUACUAUGUCUGAGCGGACCAUACUGCAGGCUGAUACAGGAUCCACCAAGUCUGAUGACUUGGAGCCAGGGAAAAGUGGACAGAAUGUUUGGGAUAAUGAGGAAGAAGAAGCUGCCUACAGCUAUUCUUUCUUUCACUUCAUGUUCUGCCUUGCCGCUCUCUAUGUGAUGAUGACCCUCACAAAUUGGUUCAGACCAAGUUCUGACCUGAAGACUCUCAACUCUAACACAGCCUCCAUGUGGGUGAAAAUCAUUUCCAGUUGGCUGGCUCUUGCCCUCUAUGUAUGGACACUAGUUGCACCCAUUGUACUCAACAACAGAGACUUCAGUUAA
Molecule: messenger RNA, 1506 nt
Organism: Acanthosepion pharaonis
Lineage: Eukaryota; Metazoa; Mollusca; Cephalopoda; Sepiida; Sepiidae
Source: the annotation of a GenBank genome assembly